AUGCACACAGAUUUGGACGCGGCCGCCGAGGAUGCCAGUUCCAGGCAUACCAUAAGUGGAAUCCCUGAGAACUUAUCAACUUAUGAUUAUGACAUCAACAAUACAGAUCUACAGAUCCGCAGGAAAAACUUUGAGCAGUCUACGUGGAGGCUUGCAGUUUCCAACGUUUGGGGAGAGCCCAGCAUUGAAGUUGUAGGCCAGCCACCUGAGUCCACCAAAGAGGAGGCAGAGAUGGUUGCUUUGACCAUAAAGACUUUCUUGGCUGAACACCGGGCCGAGAUUGCCAAAGAUCCAAAUGAAUUCCGCAUUGGGAUAGCAACAGCCAUUGAGAAAACACACACAUCAUUGGGUCUGCAACCUGGGGCAAUUGCCAUGGUCACAGAUUUUGAGCAUGAUGAUUUUAUGAAGUCAGAUGCACUGACACUGCCGCAGAAGACAUCAGAGCAGGAGCAGCCACCAGCAGGCAUUGAUUACAACAUUGAGCAUUGGAGCGGGCUGGAAUUCCGUGUCUCAUCUUUCAUGAAGUAUCCUUGGAGAAUUGUGGUCUCAGGGGCCUGGAGUAAGGACCCAAGGGCCAAAGUUGUGGGAUUCCCUGAUGGAACCUCAGCAAUUCAGCAAGACGGGGUUGCUACCACUAUGUCAAGUGCUCUGGCCAAAUACAGUGAGGAAAUUGCUGAGACUCCCUCAUAUUUUCGGGCAGCGAUGACAAUAGCCAAGGGUGUCACAGAGAAACAGUGGGGGCUUGACUUUGGUGUGAUUGGUGCAGUCACAAACUUUGAGCAUGAGGAUUAUAUGAAUUGGUUGACAAAAGGCACAGGAGGAGCUAGAAGUGUGGAAACAUAUGUGGGCGCACAGAUCAAGUCCAAGGCAAUGGCUACACUCAUCCUUCAACCUUUACAAGCUGCUAUGGACAACUAUAUGCAACCUGACUCAACUACUCAGACACGUCAAUUAGCAGCAAGAUACAGAAUGAUAGAAGACAUGAAACUCAAUGCUGAGGCACUUGGAGUGACUGACACCAUACGUGCACUUCUGGGGAGACACCCACAGGCAGAUGACAUAUGUAGCCUUCUUAAGAAGCAUAAGCGGGCAGUGACAGAAGGUUCUGCAACCCACGACUCUGUGACGGCUGAUACAAAGCAGGUCAGUGAGGGCAUCAAGGCACUUUUCCGGGCACAAAAACCUUCAACAAGUGCAGACGAGGCACUGCUUGCACGUCCAGACACCCAGGAGAAUCUAACACAACUGGCCCGCCUCAUCACAGAACAAAUUGCAGGCACAGUACCACCUGACUCCAACCCAACUGGGGCUUGGACUACCUUGGAGAGACUCAUCACAGUGGCCGUCUCAUUUGUCCCAAUACAGCCUGUCCCUCUUACAAAACGCACGCUUGUUUAUGGAAUUGUCCAUGGAAUCAACACCUCAACGCCAGUCGUUGUUGGGCAUACUCACAAAGGCAAUUCCAGGGAGCAGGCUGAAAACAUAGCCAGGGCAGCUGAGACUCACCUGAGGACCAAAAGUGAAAAGUGGCUGGCACAACAGGAUGGUCAGCAGUCUCUCAGGUCACUCCUAUCUCAAGCUGUGGAAACUGUCACAUCACAAUUCCGUCUCCCCUCAGAUGCAGUCGUAUUAGGGACAAGUGACCAGCUACUGGCACUAGAUGGAUAUUAUGGGCUUGCUCGAGACUACAUAUGA
Tremella mesenterica DSM 1558 is the source of this 1695-nucleotide messenger RNA. RefSeq lists its product as uncharacterized. The transcript has 6 exons. The record is from RefSeq and is a predicted model, not a curated record. Lineage: Eukaryota; Fungi; Basidiomycota; Tremellomycetes; Tremellales; Tremellaceae. The coding region runs from base 1 to 1695 and encodes 564 amino acids.